This is a messenger RNA of Trypanosoma cruzi, 1194 nucleotides long. RefSeq lists its product as uncharacterized. The transcript has a single exon. NCBI's taxonomy places the organism in Eukaryota, Euglenozoa, Kinetoplastea, Trypanosomatida, Trypanosomatidae. The record is from RefSeq and is a predicted model, not a curated record. The coding region runs from base 1 to 1194 and encodes 397 amino acids.
AUGCGGAGGGGUCUUCUCUCCACGCACCCGGUGCCGUCUCCGGCGACGGACAGGAAGAAUCACGAGGCCACGGGCGACCAGGGCGACAGGGGAACCCCCGAACACACGCUGGCGAGGAGGGCGGCCAUGAGGUCCACGGCUGGAAUGUUGCAGGAUAACUGGCCGCGGGAAGGGAAGCCGCGCGUGACUUUAAGGGAUUUAAAUGAAAAGGUGGCUCUUUCUCUCAGCAUCGACAGCGGCCUUCUGGCAUCGCCGACAAACGUCACAAAAAUGGCAACGGAGUUUGCUGAGGCAAUUGAGAGGGUACAACUGAGAAAUUCUCUCCUUUCCGUGGAGCAGGAAUGUAACUUACGCGAUGAAUUAUCUUCAUGCUUGCAACGCAAGUUUGAAGAGGUGUAUCAUCUGGCUUUGGAGAAGGAAAGGCAGCAUCAACGGAACACCCGCGACUCGUACAAUAGUGAACUUCUUAUCGCCUACCGCCGCGAACAGCAGACCAAGCACCAGGAGCAGUUGGAAGACCUGCAACAGAAUUUGGAGGCAGAAUUUCGGGAGGAACAGAAAGAGCAGCGACGUCGUGCGUACCAGCGGCGGGUGAAGGUGUUGUUGACUCAACAGGGUGAAAAGAAGACGGAAUAUCAAAAUGCUUUGGAGCAGUACUACACCUACCGUGAAGGAGGGCAGCCCGCAUCCGGCACAUUUUCCCCGCGUGACGGCUUUUUUCAGGUACGCUUCACUUGUGAAGAGGAAAUAGCGCUACGUACAAGUGCCGAAUCCAUGAGUAGAGACCAAGUGAUGUGUCUUCGUAUUGCCCUGCGUCGGCUAAAAAAAAGGGUGAAGAUGACUAAAGAGCACACGCAGCGUUGCUUAUCGCAGCGUCAGAAAUCUGUUUUUGCUGCGAGAAAUCGUGCGCAAGAACGGUAUCUUUCAAUCAUUGCAGACCAGCAGAAUGAACUGAGGAUGCUUCAGCAUUGGCACAAUGAGAUGCAGAAGUUAGAACGAGAAGCCAAAGAAAUCAUGCGUUCAUACACGGAGCAGCGUCUUCGGCGUCAGGAACAUAUGCAACGUGAAAAGGAGGGGCAGGUAUCAUCCGUCACAGGUAGCAAUGGGGAGGAGGGUACCGGUAAGGGAGGAUCUGCGCUUAACGCAAAGUGUUCCAACGGCUUUCAGCGGGGCCUAUUUGAUCUUUUGCUUUGA